CUCUCCAGUCACAGCAUCCACACCAUCACUGGUCUGCCCUGAAGCCACUCGUGCCAUUCAGCCUCAGAUCAACUGAAACAUCAGCUGCGUCUCUGACAACAUGAGGACCGUCUUCAUCACUUCUCUUCUGGCUCUAGCACUCAUCAUCUCAGCCAGUGCUGCCCCACAUGGAGCCACAACAUCAACAUGCUGUCCAAAGCUCUUCAAGGGCAAGAUUCCAGCAAACAUGGUGGUCUCUUUUGGCUCAACCAGGAGCGACUGUGCCAAGAAAGCUCUUAUGAUCACAACAGUGGCGGCCAGAGUUUUCUGUGUGGACCCAGACCAGGACUGGGUGAAGAGUGUUGUUGACAAGCUGAAAAGGGAAGCAGACACCGCAGCAUCCCAAGUGUGAAAGAGCAACAUGUCAGACGGCACAGCAUCACAACUGAGGGAAAAUUGUCAGACGGCACAGCAUCUACUGUGAAAAAAGAAUAUCUCAGCUGCCACAGCGCCUUGAACUGUGAAAGACAUCAUAAACUGUUAGUGAACUAACAACAGAGCAGACAGUAUUACAACCAACCAGCUUGACUGUCUGGAUGUGCAGGGUUUUGUUCUGACAAAAUGUGUGUGAUUAUUUUUGAUAUAUUUGAAGUUGAACCAACAUAAGCUGUAUGUUUUUAAU
Messenger RNA from Engraulis encrasicolus (European anchovy), 661 nucleotides. RefSeq names its product C-C motif chemokine 5-like. Gene Ontology annotation, molecular function: chemokine activity. Lineage: Eukaryota; Metazoa; Chordata; Actinopteri; Clupeiformes; Engraulidae. Gene Ontology annotation, biological process: immune response. The transcript is spliced from 3 exons. Gene Ontology annotation, cellular component: extracellular region. The coding region runs from base 101 to 391 and encodes 96 amino acids. The record is from RefSeq and is a predicted model, not a curated record.